Molecule: messenger RNA, 2843 nt
Organism: Globicephala melas (long-finned pilot whale)
Lineage: Eukaryota; Metazoa; Chordata; Mammalia; Artiodactyla; Delphinidae
Gene: DPM2
Product: dolichyl-phosphate mannosyltransferase subunit 2, regulatory
Biological process (GO): GPI anchor biosynthetic process
Cellular component (GO): dolichol-phosphate-mannose synthase complex; endoplasmic reticulum membrane
Molecular function (GO): enzyme regulator activity
Source: RefSeq, a predicted model, not a curated record
AAAGAUUCGGGAACGCGGCCCACAAUGCCCUUGAGAAACUACAUUUCCCGAUAUGCAAAGGGAAGGCAGUGCCUGCCUGUCUCGGGCGACGUGGUCCUGGACCGGCCUAAGGACUACGACUCCCGGCGUACCCCGCGGCCCAAGGCCAGAAGGGCCCGGAUCCGGAACCGGAUGAGGCUUGCUGCUCCAGUGCCCGCAGCGCUGGGGAAAUGGCCACGGGAACAGACCAGGUGGUGGGACUCGGCCUCGUCGCCGUUAGCCUGAUCAUCUUCACCUAUUACACCGUCUGGGUGAUUCUCUUGCCAUUCAUCGACAGUCAGCAUGUCAUCCACAAGUAUUUCCUGCCCCAAGCCUAUGCCGUUGCCAUCCCACUGGCUGCUGGCCUCCUGCUGCUCCUGUUUGUGGGCGUGUUCAUCACCUACGUGAUGCUGAAGAAUCAGAAGGUGACCAAAAAGGCCCAGUGAAGGCCCAGCACGGAUGAGGCUGCCGGCCCCUUCUCUGCUUCUUCUCCAGGGCAGACCAAGGGUGGGGGCCCAGAGGACCCAUCCAGGCACUGAGGGCCCCUCAAGCCUGGCUACCCUGCAGACACCCUUGUGGGAUGGAGCUGCUCAGGACUCACCCCUGACUGACCAGAGCCCCUGCUCACCCUUCCAGAAGCCAGGAGGGAGGAGUCCCUGGAAGUCUCGCUCUCACCCUCUUCAGGUUCAGGGCCUGGAAAACGCCGGUCCUCCCCACCUCACUUUUCAGACUCCCUGUCGCUUUUUCCUCUGGCUUCUACACUCUUGCCUCAGUUUCCCUCAUGUCACAUGCUGUUGCUGGACUUGGCAGGUUCUGGGGCGUCACGAGACCUCUCCCCCCAUGUCCUGCUCCUCUACAAAGGCAGCUUUCCCGGGUCUGACAUACCCCAGACCCCACAAGGAUUUCUGGACCUGGAAAGCCUAGGGGGAGGCCUGACAGGCCCCAGAGCCCAUUAGGGUGGCCACACGGGGGGUCCCUGGAUUGACCGCUUCUCACGGAGGCCCAGCCCCCCAGCCUCAGUGCUGGCCUGUUGGGGAGAGCUGAACAAUAAACGGUGGUGGUGUGUUUGUCUCAGUGCCAUCCCUGACCAGGGGGCUGGGCCGCUCAGGGGCUGGAGAGGGGCUGGGCGCUGGCCUCUGCGUUGGUCUCAGGUCAGGAGACCCUGGUUUGUGCAAUUGGUGCCUCAGAUGCCUCCUGGAUCAUCUGUGUGCUGGACACAGGAUAAAGCAGGGACCGGGACCGGGACCGAUACGGGUCUGGCCUGGCGCAGCUGAUGGCUGGGGAGUCUGUGGAGGCACGGCAAUCUGCCAGACGCCACAUCAGCGUCUACCAGGUCUCCCCCGUGCCAGCCUAGCCAGCUGGCACUGGUAUUUUACGGACCCUCAGGCUAGUCCCCGAAAAGGCAAGCCUGUCAUCUGUCUCCUGUACCCAGCAGCCCAACUUAGCGUGGCUCUGAGCAGAGGGCUGUUAUGAGCCAGAGCAGGGCUGGUUCCACUGUGUUCAGGUUAACCGGCACAGGCCCCAGCCUUAGUCCCUGGCAUCCCACCAUGCCCCACUGGGCAGCCAGCUCUCCCGUUCACAGUGUGAGCCUCCACCCCUCACACCUUGGACAUUCAUUCUUCUUCCGGUUAGCAAAGGUGUCCCCCUCAUCAGAGAAGAGAGACCAACUGCAGGCGCACCUGCCCUGUCCUUACCUGUUUCUCUCCAUCUUCCAGUCCAGGCAGAGCUGCCCACCUGGACUCUGGGUCCUGUCCUCUCACACUGCUAUAGCAGGAGCCUCCUGUCUGAUGAUCUCUCUCAAGGGAACAGCCUCUGCCUUUCAACAAGGUCCCCCAGUGUUAAAUGAACAUGUUACGGGCUCCGUAUAAGGGACCCUCCAUCAACCCAGUAAUUCCCUCCGGGUCUCUCCCGCGCCUUCCCCUCCACUGCCAAACUUCCCAAAAGGGUAUCCACACCCGCUUCCUGCAUUUCCUCACCCCUGCUGUGCUUGGCAGCAUUCCAGGGGGGCUGCACUCAGACCACCCGUGACGUCCAGUCUUUAAAUCCAAAGCACAUUUCCUUGACCCCUCUGCUACAUUUGGUCGGUGACCUCCCCCCGGGACACCCUCAGACGCUGGAUGACCCGUUCUCCUACUUUAUGCUCUCUCUGGCACUCAUGCUCCUCUGCCCCGAGAGGGUGGGUUCCUCGGGACUCAUCACAGGCUGUUGCACCUUCUGGGUGACCUCAUCCUUACCCAGGCUCACCUCUAGCCCAGCUUUCUUCUGAGCCCCAAAGUAUUUCACGUGCACCAGCUGCCCACCUGAGAUCCCCAUCGGCUGUUGUAGUGACACCUCAAAUCCAUCCUGUCAUGAUCUGAAUUCUCAGACUUACCCACUCUCCCCCCGCACAAAUCUGGCGCUUCUGUCCUGCCCUGCCUUAGCAUCAUCAUCCUGUAUCCCUGACGCACAGCCAGAAGCCUGGCAGACAUCACUGACCUUGGCUUUCCUCUUCCACGCCCCCAUCCACAUGACCCCAAAUCCUGUCAAUUCUCCCCUUCCCCCGUCACCUUCCAGAUGCAAAGCCACUGUCCCCCGCCCUAAAUCACCAAAGGCUUCCUCACUGCUCUCCCCUGCCCACAAUGGCCCCCUCCAAUCUGACUGCACUACAACCAGUGGCCUUUUGAAAACAUCUGAGCAUCUUUUCUUUUUUUAAUUUUUAGCCGCACCACGCUGCAUGCGGGAUCUUAUUUCCCCAACCAGGGAUCGAACACGCACCCCCUGCAGUGGAAGUGCAGACUCUUAACCACUGGACUGCCAGGGAAGUCCCUGAGCUUUUUUUUUUUUUU